This is a messenger RNA of Diuraphis noxia (Russian wheat aphid), 624 nucleotides long. RefSeq names its product phytanoyl-CoA dioxygenase, peroxisomal-like. Gene Ontology annotation, biological process: fatty acid alpha-oxidation. The record is from RefSeq and is a predicted model, not a curated record. Lineage: Eukaryota; Metazoa; Arthropoda; Insecta; Hemiptera; Aphididae. Gene Ontology annotation, molecular function: phytanoyl-CoA dioxygenase activity.
AUGUCAAAUCUAAAACAGUACAAAUACACAAUAUCCUCAAACAACGGGAUUUUAUCAUCGGAACAAAGGAAUUUUUUUGAAGAUAAUGGAUAUAUUGUCAUCAGAUGCUUGAUAGAUGAAACGCUAUUGGAUCAAUUCAAAAAGCGAUUCAUCGAUAUAUGUGAAAAUAAGGUAAAUCGAGGAGGAAUAACCGUGAUGAAAGAUAUAUCAUUGGUUAAAAGAAAUCAAGAAGAAAUUCCUAAUGAGCGCAUCGUUAAUAAAAUUCAAGACAUAGUAUGGGAUGAUGUAUUCGAACAGUACUUUCUACAUCCAGAAUUACUCGAUCAUGUACAAUGUUUCACGGGAAACAAUAUAAUGGCAAUGCAUUCAAUGUUAAUAAACAAACCUCCAGAUACAGGCUCGAUGACUUCAAGACAUCCAAUGCAUCAGGAAACUAGAAAAGCAAUUUCUUGUCAUUUUGCAUCCUGUGAAUGCCGAUAUAUAGAUGUAACUGGUACGACGCAACAAAAUAUCGCUAUUGAAGUCAAAGAAAUAGCACGUCGGAGAGGUUUCAAUGACAUGGACUUCAAAGACUUUUGGAAGUUUCGAAGUCGACUAGUACGYGGAUUGAAAAUGCAUUUAUAG